Ochotona curzoniae (black-lipped pika) is the source of this 1011-nucleotide messenger RNA. Its product is annotated as kallikrein-4-like. Gene Ontology annotation, biological process: amelogenesis; proteolysis; extracellular matrix disassembly. The record is from RefSeq and is a predicted model, not a curated record. The transcript has 7 exons. Lineage: Eukaryota; Metazoa; Chordata; Mammalia; Lagomorpha; Ochotonidae. Gene Ontology annotation, molecular function: serine-type endopeptidase activity. The coding region runs from base 1 to 1011 and encodes 336 amino acids.
AUGGUGAUGGUGCUCAUUGCCCAGUUUACCUGGAUGGCCGUGAACUUCCUCCCUAACUCGGCCUCCGCAAAGCACCUGCGGCCCGUAGCAUUCCGGGCACCACUGGCACCAGGCAGCUUCCUCUGUUAUCUGCGGCUGGGGCGGCUGGGGCGGCUGGGAAGCGUAAUUGAGCCCCAGACUGUCUGGGCCGUUCAGCCUGAUGUCAUCUCUCCCGGCCUUUACCGUACUGACCACGGGAUGCACAGAGCAGCAGCUGUGGCCUUCCGAGCCUGGCUCUUGGGAUGCGUCCUCCACGUGACCACAGGAGCCGCGAUUCCAGGCCCAAGCGGCCACCAGGUGCUCAUCGUCGGGGGCAGGGACUGUAGGCCGCACUCGCAGCCUUGGCAGGCCGCCCUGUUCGACGGGAAAGUCUUCCUGUGCGGGGGUGUCCUGGUGCACCCGCAGUGGGUGCUGUCGGCUGCACACUGCUACCUGGACUCCUACACCGUAGGGCUGGGCCUCCACCGCCUGUCCUUCCAUGAACCAGGCAGUCAGGUCAUCAACGCCACAUUCUCCGUGCAACACCCAGACUACAACAACCCCACACACGCCAACGACCUCAUGCUCAUCAAGCUAAACGAGCCGGCCAUGGAGUCCAAUGCCAUUCGCACCAUCGGCGUCGCCUCCCAGUGCCCAGUCCCUGGAGCUGCGUGCUCCGUGUCCGGCUGGGGUCUGCUGCGGCAAGGGCAUUUCCCCCAAGUCCUGCAAUGCGUCACCAUCCCGCUGAUGUCUGAGAGCUCCUGCCGUGCCUCCUUCCCCAAACUGUACCACCCCAGCAUGGUCUGCGCAGGCGGCCAGGGCAUCCGGGACUCCUGCCAGGGAGACUCUGGGGGUCCCCUGGUCUGCAAUGGGACCGUGCAGGGCCUCGUGUCCUGGGGCCCAGCCCCCUGUGGCCAACCUCACACACCCGGCGUCUACACCAACCUCUGUCUCUUCACCGAGUGGAUCCAGAAAACCAUCCAGGAAAACUAA